Molecule: messenger RNA, 1105 nt
Organism: Leptinotarsa decemlineata (Colorado potato beetle)
Lineage: Eukaryota; Metazoa; Arthropoda; Insecta; Coleoptera; Chrysomelidae
Product: lipase member J
Biological process (GO): lipid metabolic process
Molecular function (GO): hydrolase activity, acting on ester bonds
Source: RefSeq, a predicted model, not a curated record
UACCAGAUUGCUAAAAGAUAUGGUUUUCUCAUAGAAGACCACUUAGUUACGACCAAAGAUGGUUAUAUUCUCACAAUAUUCCGACUUCUGGAUCCGCAAAGGAAGAUACAAAAAAGUAGACAACCCGUUGCACUGCAACAUGGAAUUCUGGUCGAUGGUGUAUCCUGGAUGAUUUCGGGAAAUAAUUCUUUAGCUUUUUAUUUGGCCAAUUCCGGACUAGACGUAUGGAUAGUCAAUUCAAGAGGAACUCCUUUUUCAUUGAAACAUACUAAUCCAUCCAUUUCUGAAAAGGACUAUUGGAAUUACAGCUUUCACGAAGUGGGAAUAUAUGAUUUACCAGCAAUACUUGAAGAAAUUUCAAAACAUACUAACCGCACUGAUAUCAUUCAUAUUGGCCAUUCUAUGGGAGCCACAGCCUCAACUGUUUAUUCCAUUUUGAGGAGCGAUCAUGCCAGAAAGUACUUGAAAGGAAUAAUUCAUCUCGCACCGGUUAUUAAAUUUUUCCAACUACGUGGUGUGUUAGCCUUAAUCAUUCCUUUUCAUGACAUUCUUGUGAAAAUUUUGGAACUCCUUGGCAUACACGCCAUUGGUCAGUUUACAACGUUGCAGAGGUUUAUACUGAAACUGACCUGCUCUAGGUUUCCCUUGAUUUUCCCUUGUAAAUUAUUGGAAGCCUUCUCAACUGGAUUAGUUUUUGAACAGGCAAGACCUGAAAUCAUGCCGUUGAUUCUCACUAAUUUCCCUGUUGGUCUCCCCAUCAAAACAAUUGAACAUUAUUGUCAGAUAUAUUCAAAAUCUGGACGGUUCCAGUUUUACGACUAUGGACCUUCGAAUAACUUGAAAAUAUAUAACUCCAGCGACCCUCCAGAAUAUAACUUGGGAGAUUUCACCAUUCCAAUCCAUAUCUUCUCAGGAAAACAAGAUUUCCUUGCUCCAGAAGAGGAUGUUAACAACUUCUACAAUGAGUUGAAUUGCCCCAAGAUGCUACACUACCUUGACGCAGCACACAAUGAUUUUGCCUAUGGAAAAAAUGUUGAAGAAACUUACAAAAGUAUUGUCAAUAGUGUCAAAACUAUGAGUACAACUGAUUAUGGCAUGAAGUGAA